AUGGAUCCUACGCUAACUGUGGUGGAAACAACUCACUAUUCGACAUCGAAUAUUCCAUUUCCAGCAUUAACUAUAUGCGACACACAGAUCGUGUACGGUCCUGCAACAAACAACAUAACUAAUUUGUUGAUCCUGCGAGGUUACAAUGAGACUGAAGUCGAGGAGUUUUACGGUAGUUUUUCAAAAGUAAAACUGAAAGAUUACAGCCCUGAACCAUUUGUAAGGAAGAUACAUUCGCUGCUUGAUGACCUUGGAUACUCUUGGGAGAUAAUGCUUGCUCAGCUCAGGAAGCCUUGUGAAGAAUUGAUUAAUGACUGCACCUGGAGAUCAAAGCUUCACAACUGCUCGACAAUGUUCAGAUCUGUAUUCACUAUCGUGGGAUAUUGUUGUCAAUUUGACAUUCCAUACUUCAGAGCGCACGCAGGCAAAUCCACCAAUUAUGUAUCCGGUGUCGAAAUCACGGAAGCUCUAAAUGUCAUGGUAGACGUGCAAAAGGAUUCAUUGGCCAGCGGUUACCUUUCGUUAUAUGUUUAUGAUCACCAAGAUGAGAUCACGUUGCUGGAUAGUCCGAUCACGUUGACACCAGGUGCCUAUUUCGACGUGAACGUAUAUCUGUGGGCUAUUGAUUCUUCACCCUUUGUUGCUGCGCUGCCCAUGAGCGUUAGGAAGUGCAUCGCUGCAAGUGAUGAAAGAGUCAGUGCUGCCUUCUACCAGGGUUGCAUGAGUCAUCUCAUUUUAAGACGUGUCGUGAAUCACUGUCGCUGUUUACCUUUUCAAUUUAAAGCCAAAACUUUGGGUGUGGAAGAUUUCCCUUCGUGCACGUGGGAGAGACUUUUGUGCAUUUACCAAAUGAUAGAAAAAACGGAAGUUGACAUCCGAGGCAUUAUAGCAGACAGCGAAUGCUACCAGAGAUGUGACUACGUGCAGUACGAAACCGAAGUGGAAUUCAUCAAGAAUCAUCGCUUAAGCACCGUCGUGAAUGAGACUAGUAGCAGAGUGUCAGUACAUUUUGCUGACACAACCUGCAUGAAGUACAGAAGGGAAGUUCUUUACACCUGGGAUCAGAUGUUGGCAAACCUAGGCGGCAUUUUUGGCCUUUGCUUAGGAGGAUCCAUUAUCAGUCUCCUUGAGAUAGUGUGGUUCCUGCUAGAUUUGCUGCAGGCAUCCGUCAAAAGCUUGAGAAAAACAACUGUGACGACACCAAACACCAAUAUCUAUCAUUUACGGAAGAAAGAGAUUAUUCGGCGUAAAUUGACUGCGUUUGAGCCGAGGCUUAAAUUUCUCAACUAAGCAUUGAGAUUUUAGAUAUUUUUAAAUUUCAAUAGCGAUAAGAUUUCUUGAUAAGUAGCAACAGGUAAAGGGAGUUGAAAGCCGGUCUGUCUAGAACGGUAAUAUAUAGGCAUACUAUUCGGCCGAUUGAAUGUUUCGAGUUAAUAUUCGUCUUAAGCUAAAUUCAAAUUAUUAUAAUAAAAUGUACUAUUUUGCUUUUUGAAAAUGUUUUAACCACAAUAAAAGUUCUAACUGAAA
Molecule: messenger RNA, 1527 nt
Organism: Bombyx mori (domestic silkworm)
Lineage: Eukaryota; Metazoa; Arthropoda; Insecta; Lepidoptera; Bombycidae
Product: sodium channel protein Nach
Exons: 11
Coding region: 1-1290 (429 amino acids)
Biological process (GO): sodium ion transmembrane transport
Cellular component (GO): plasma membrane
Molecular function (GO): ligand-gated sodium channel activity
Source: RefSeq, a predicted model, not a curated record